Molecule: messenger RNA, 1463 nt
Organism: Sardina pilchardus (European sardine)
Lineage: Eukaryota; Metazoa; Chordata; Actinopteri; Clupeiformes; Clupeidae
Exons: 3
Coding region: 327-980 (217 amino acids)
Source: RefSeq, a predicted model, not a curated record
GGACCCCUCUGGAACAGUUCUCACAGGGAUUUUACAGUGCCCAUAUUCACCACAGAAAUCGCCGCGACGUUUUUCGUGGUAGAUAUCGCCUUUAUAUUGAGGAUUGUGGAAUGAUGAUACUUUAUGAACACAAACAUUUGGAUUGCUUUAAAGAUUGUUUAUUAUAGGCCGACUACUGUUUCGAGAGGACGGACAUCGAGAUGAGACUGGACUAAAACAACGUAUACGGUUAUCAUCCAGACUGACUGAUUCCCUAUUUUCACCGUGAUGGAAAGAAAACUAUUCAACCUUUCAUAGGAGUAUCUAAGACGUCAUUCAACUUAGACAUGGGAAGCGGGAAAAGCAGAGGGAAAAAGGUUGCACCUGCAUCUGAAACCGACGCUGACGAGGUUAAUAAUGAUUCUGAACAAGCUGAGGGGAACAACAAAAGUUCGGUAGAACCCCUUAGAGUUCAGGCAUACACUAACUUAAGUUUGGCUAAUAAAAAGACGCAUCCCGACUGUCAGAGCGAAGGGCAAAAUUCCGAAUGGUCCACUGACUUAGAAGGUGAGCUGGAGGAAAUCCUUGCAGAGUCAAACGAACAGAAAACUAAUCUAAACAAAGACAGUUCUGUUAGGAAACAGUUUUUCAGCUCAAAAACAUUUGGCUUGUGUAAUUACAUACGGAUGCGAAAUGAUAAACAUGUGGCUUCAACUCACCAAUUGCCAAAAGCCGGACUCCGCAGUGGGUCGUGCCGUCACGCACAAUCUGAUAUGAGCGUAAAAGAACAACAAAUCUUCAACAAGCCUUUGGGGAAAACCUCACGCGCCAGCACGAGUCAACACCAAGGUUGGUCGGACAGCGUGACUCCGGGAACUCAAUCCAACGAUGCUGUGUUAGAUGCAGAGACAUGUGAUGGCCCAUCUCUCGACAAGGCUGUCCUUUUAUAUGACGCCACAGAAGAGGACCUCAUGAAAACCAUUGAAAGGGAAUUUAGUUAAAUUUAUGCAGUUGCAUUGAACAGAAUAUUUAGCCUUAGAGUAAAAUUCCCCUAGCCUACGAUUAGGCUAUAUUUUAACGCUAACCCAGCGUACUGUUUAAUGCUUGAAGAUCAUAUUCAAUCAGUUGAUAUCAGACUAUUAUCUAUAAUGGUUUUGUUUUUACAUAGGCUAUGCAACAUUAUUGGCUGUUGCUUCUGAAGGGGGAAUAUUAUGCUUGCCAUGUUGGAAUGCUUAGGCCUACAUUUAAGUUUCAUUUCCUGAAUGUACUGUUAGAAGACCCUCCACCCUUCCCCUGGAAUUCGCAUAAACUCAGGCGGAUUAUGGGCUGCGAUCAGGCAGGGUUUACCCAGCCUAUGCUGCUGUUGAUUCACUCACUGUGACUUGUUUGGAUUGAAUAGCCUAAUUGUAAAACAUUUUUACCAUUCUUUCCCAGUCAUGCCAGAGAAUAUUCUAAGGUGGACAUUUUCUAAAUUAAAGUAGCUU